AUGCCAGACCAAGAAUUGGAAUGGAGUCUAGAGCUCGCUCCAUUAAAGGAUUGGUUGAGCAAGCAACCUCAUUUGCCCCACGACGUCGAGGAUGUGCUUCUUCGUCGCUUCUACCUGAGUUGUCACAAAAGGCUGGAGCGCGCUAAGCGCACCAUCGACCUAUUCUUCACGCUGCGUUCAGCAGCACCUGACCUAUUCUGCAAACGAGAUCCUUGGUCGCCCGAAAUAAGACGAGUGUUUGAGAUCACCGAUAUGCUACCCUUGCCCUACAAAACCAAGGAGAACUAUAAGGUGUUCAUUUACCGGCUGCGAGACCCCGAUUUGGAUACUUUCAACUUCACAGAUGUCGUAAAGACAUUCUUCAUGAUGAUAGACACCAGAAUAACAGAAGAAGACGACAUCCCUUCUGGAGAAAUACCUAUAUUCGACGCGGCCAAUGUCUCUCUUAAAUUCAUUGGAAAAGUUAAUCUCUCAGUACUGAGAAAGUACAUGAUGUACACACAGGAAGCAGUACCUGUUAGACUAAAGCAAGUCCAUGUUAUAAAUACUCCAUCUUACAUCGGAAAAAUAUUUGCCCUUUGCAAGCCUUUUUUGAAGAGCGAAGUUGCUAAAUUGAUAAAAUUCCACGAACCAAACACAGAGACACUCUUCAAUGAUAUAUCCAAGGAGAUAUUUCCUGAAGAAUAUGGCGGCUCCUCUGGGUCUAUCGACCAGAUCAAACGAUACUGGAUCAAGCGAAUGGAAGCUAAGAGAGACUGGUUCUUAGAGAAUGACAAGCGUUGGGUCGUGGAGGAAGCUUUAAGACCGAGCAAUUGUCGCGAUGAUAAGGCUGACAAGAUGAGAGAUGUACCGGGAUCAUUCAGGGCUCUAGCUCUGGACUAA
Molecule: messenger RNA, 882 nt
Organism: Leptosia nina
Lineage: Eukaryota; Metazoa; Arthropoda; Insecta; Lepidoptera; Pieridae
Source: the annotation of a GenBank genome assembly